Pteropus alecto (black flying fox) is the source of this 4092-nucleotide messenger RNA. It is a transcript of the gene PROCR, whose product is annotated as protein C receptor. Bases 172 to 786 code for a protein of 204 amino acids. NCBI's taxonomy places the organism in Eukaryota, Metazoa, Chordata, Mammalia, Chiroptera, Pteropodidae. The record is from RefSeq and is a predicted model, not a curated record. Gene Ontology annotation, molecular function: signaling receptor activity. The transcript has 4 exons. Gene Ontology annotation, biological process: negative regulation of coagulation.
UAAGCCUGACGCCCUCUUUCUCCUCCCAUCCCUUGGCCACCUUCCAGCCUCCUCCGUUCAGCCUCCUCCCCUCCCAGGCAGUCCUCACUUCUUCCCUAGGCUGCAGUCAGCUGGAGCCCCCAGCCUCCCAGAGCCAGGAGCCCAGGUGGGGUCAGGAACCUCAGCCCCAGGAUGUUGACAACAUUUCUGCCAUUGCUGCUUCUACUGCUCCUACCCAGCAGGGCCCUUUGUAGCCAGGAAGCCUCAGAUGGCCCUCGGAACCUCUACAUGCUACAGAUCUCCUACUUCCCAGACUACAGCCAAGUGUUGCACCAAGGCAACGCGUCGCUAGGGGGUCUUCCGACACACGUGCUGAAAGGCCAGGACUCCAACAUCACGAUCCUCCAGCUGCACCCCUUGCAGGAGCCCGAGAGCUGGGCCCUCACGGAAAGAAGAGUGCAGCAGUACCUGCAGGACUUCCACGACCUGGUGCUGCUGGUGCACCAUGAGCGGGGCGUGGCCUUUCCUCUGACCAUUCGCUGCUUCCUGGGCUGUGAGCUGCUUCCCGAGAGCUCUAGAGCCCAUGUCUUCUUCGAAGUGGCUGUGAAUGGGACCUCCUUUGUGAGUUUUCAGCCAGAGACGGCCUCCUGGGUGGCAGGGCCCCAGGCCAACUCCAGAGUGGUCACCUACACCCUGAAGCAGCUCAACGCCUACAAUCGUACUCGGUACCAACUGCAGGAAUUCCUGCAGGACACCUGUGUGCAGUACGUGCAGGAACACAUCACCAUGAAAAAGUCGAAAGGUUAAUCACUUGACGUGGACUCUUACUGGCAACAUUAACGAUGGAUUUUGUAUGCUUAGAGCCCAUGAUGAACAAAACAACACAAGAUUAAAUCAAACAUAAGAGAAAAUGACGUGAUCAAGAGAUGGUGGUAAACACAAGAUGUAUGAGGCUGCUGCCAGCCUAACAUUGCAUACUGUUUUGCAGCAAACUUUUUUUACAAGCAGAAAGAGUACACUCUGAAAUAACACUAAAAUAUAUACUAUAGUAAACGUAUACACUAGUAACAUAGUUGCUUAUUUUCAUUAUCAAGCAUUAUAUACUGUACAUAAUUGUAUGUGCUGUGCUUUUAUAUGACUGGCAGCACAGUAGGUUUGUUUACACCAGCAUCACCGCAAACACAUGUGUAAUGCAUUGUACUACCAUGUUAUGAUGGUUAUGAAGUCACCAGUUGAAAGGAACUUUUUAGCUCCAUUAUAAUCUUAUGGGACCACCAUUGUAUAUAUUGUCUGUUAUUGACUGAAACGUUGUGCAGUGCAUGACUAUACUUUGAUUUUUAUUCUGAGCGAUAAGAAGCCAUUGGAGAAGAGGAAUGACAUGAUCUGACUUCUGUUUGAAGAGCAUCAUAUGGCUACUAUGGAGGAGAUAGAGCUUAGGGGGCAAAGACAAACUCGGGGAGCCCCAAGGAUAUAUACACUCCCGUUAGGAGGUUAUUAUAAUAAUAUGGAUGGAAAAUGAAGGACUAUGAACCAGAGUGCUAGCAGUAGAGAUGGUGAAAGUACUUGGAUGUUGGACAUAUUAUGAAGAUAGAGCUGAUAGAAUUUGCUGACAGAUUAGAUGUGGGUAUAAAAGAAAUAGAAGAAAAAAAUUGACUCCAAGAAAUGCAAAUUAAAGCCACAAUAUGAUGGCACUACUUACCCACCAGAACAGUUAAAAUGAAAAAGACAACUCUAGGAAAGAAGGGUGGGAGGAAGGAAGAGGGGAAAAGACAGUAUUGGUGAGGAUAUAGAACAACUAGAACUUUCAAACACUGCUGUUGGUAAUGUAAACUGGUACAACCACUUUGGAAAGCUGGUAGUAUCUACUUGAGCUGAAUAUAUGCCUCCUAGGUAUAUACCUAAUGGAAAUACUUACAUAUGUUCAGUUAAAAACAUAUAUGUGAUUGGUCAUAGCGGCAUUAUCUGUAAUAGCUCCAAAAUGGAAACUAACCAAACACCCAUCAGGAAUAGAAUGACUGAACAAAUUGUGCUAUAUUUACAUAAUAGAAUAUACAGCAAUGAGAAGAGACAAACUUAAAUUACAUGCCUUAGUAUGAAUUAAUCUCAUAAAUAUAUUGUUGAGCAAAAGAAGCCAAACACACACAAAAAAUAUAUGAUUCCAUUUAUCAUUUAUAUAAAUUUCAAAGAUAUACAGAACUAACCUAUUGUGUUGUAGACAUGGGGAUAUUGAUUACUCUUGGGGAGCUAGUAAUUAGGAGACAUGCAGGCUGCUGGGGUAAUGGUCUGUUUCUUGAUCUGGGUGCUGACUGUAUAAAUGUCCUCACUUUGUAAAUAUUCAUUGAGUUAUACACUUAAAAUUUGUGCACUUUUCUGUAUCAGCAUUAUGCUUCAAUAAAGUUUACAUUAAAAAGAAUAACUCUGAGGUUCUUGGUCUGGGCAACUGGAGGCUAAAGUCAUUUACUGAAAGGAAGAAACUAUAGGACGAACAGGUUUGGUGAGAAGCACAUAAGUUUUGUACUUAAACGCAUAAGUUUUGUACACAUAUGUUUGGCACUUAAUAGGACACUUAUUAGUAUUGUAUUGACACUUACUAGUAUUUUCAUCCAAGUGGAAAUGCUGAUAGGCAGUUGGUAUACAAGUCUGAAGUUUGGGGAAAAGAUUAGGUUGGCGACCUAACUUGGGGGACUCAGCAUAUAGAUGAUAUGUAAAUCCAUGAAACUGAAUGCGAUCACCUAAGGUUUAGUGUAGAUAAAGAAAACAUUUGAGGACUAAACCCUGGGUGCUCCAGCAUCUAAAGAUUGGGAAUUGAAGAGAAACCAGAAAGAAAAUUGAGAAGUGGACAGUGAGAUAUGAAGAAAACCAAGGCAGAGAGGUAUCUCAGAGGCCAAGUGGAAAACAGGUUCCAAGGGGAAAUGAUCAACUGUAACAGAUGUUCCUGGUAGGUAGAGUUAGGUAAGGAUGGAGAGCGAUUCUUGAUGGAGGUCGUUGGUGACUUCCAUAAGAGCACUUUGAGUGGUGUGGUAGGGACAAAAGCCUAAUUGGAGUGGGACUAAGAAAGAAAGUGGGGAAACUAAUUAGAGACAAUGAGUAUAAAUAACUCUUUUGAUGAGUUUGACUUGUUUUAUAGGGGAGCAGAAAAGUAGGGUAUAAAUAGAGUAUUAAUUCCUAUUGAGAGAAGUGUGGGAUAGAGUAUUUAAAAGGGUUAUGGGGUUAAGAGAAUUGAUUUUCUUUUAAGAAGGUGGAUAAUAUAACUUGUUUGUAUACUUAUAGGAAUAAUAAAUAGGGAGGAAAUUCUUGAUGAUGCAGGGGAUGCUAGAGUGAUCUUAUUCAGGAGGCUAGAGAGGGUGGAAUCUAACUUAGGGAAACUGACUUAGCUGAGAGCAUGGACAAUUCACCCAUAGUAACUAGGGGAGACAGAGCACAUUGGUAGAGAUGCAAACAGGUCAGUAGAUGUGGAAACUAUCUUCUGAUUAUUUCUGUUUUCCCAGAGAAUUUGGAAGCACAAUGUUCAGCUGAGGAGAGUAAGAGGGACAUGGAAUUGGUGUUUGCGAAGCAGAGGUAUGAAAUAGUCACCUUGGAGAUAGCGAAAGUGUGAGUCUCAGAAUUGGACAAUAGUUUUGCGGGCAACAUUUGAUAAGUGCAUCAUACUUAUCCACUAAAACUAUUACUUUCUGGGUCUCGAACACAGUAUUUUCUCCGCAUCAGUACAAUUGGACUUGUCAUUAAUCAAAACACCCAUUUUUUACUUAUGGUGCAGGCAAGAUGGAGGAAACCCAUUACAGCCUUUCUCUCUCACUGAUUGUAAUUAAAAUCUCUGACCAAAAUACAAAACAAAAAACUACCUGAAGACUGUGAAAAAUUAAUAAUAACAGGCAGAUUAGGGAGGGAAGUCAAAAUUUGAAGACUGCCCACUAUGGCAGUGGUGAAUUUCCUGGUGGUGUUUCGUUUUUUUCUUCUUUCAUCCCCUGCUUUCACCCAAGGGUUGGUCAAACCUGGGAACUGUACAACAGGUGCAGACAGUAAAAACUCCAAGGAAACCUCAUCUCUCUAUCCAGAGGACUGGGAAAAGGGGCCUUUGUGAGCUGGAGUGUGUGGGAAGAAUCCCUACUUUUU